This is a messenger RNA of Elgaria multicarinata webbii, 547 nucleotides long. It is a transcript of the gene LSM8, whose product is annotated as LSM8 homolog, U6 small nuclear RNA associated. Gene Ontology annotation, biological process: mRNA splicing, via spliceosome. Gene Ontology annotation, molecular function: RNA binding. Lineage: Eukaryota; Metazoa; Chordata; Lepidosauria; Squamata; Anguidae. The record is from RefSeq and is a predicted model, not a curated record. The transcript is spliced from 4 exons. Gene Ontology annotation, cellular component: U6 snRNP; precatalytic spliceosome; U4/U6 x U5 tri-snRNP complex. The coding region runs from base 98 to 388 and encodes 96 amino acids.
GGAUGUAGUGUUCCGCUACCGACGUGGGUUUUGUGCCUUGUGUCGGAAAGUCUCGCGGCAGCUUAUUUGGCCGGGGCCGAAAGCAAGGGCCGCCGCCAUGACCUCCGCGCUGGAAAGCUACAUUAACCGUACUGUUGCUGUAAUUACUUCGGAUGGUCGUAUGAUUGUGGGAACUCUCAAGGGCUUUGAUCAGACCAUCAACUUGAUUUUGGAUGAAAGCCAUGAAAGAGUGUUCAGUUCUUCACAAGGAGUGGAACAAGUAGUAUUAGGAUUGUACAUCGUAAGAGGAGAUAACGUUGCUGUAAUUGGAGAAAUUGAUGAAGAGACAGAUUCGGCACUUGACCUGGGGAAUAUUCGAGCAGAACCUUUGAACUCAGUUGUACAUUGAAAAAACAAGGAUAUAGAAGGACUUCAUAUCUGGCUGUACAGAACUAUUUAUAGGAUAGCAUGGCUACUUUUUUUACAAGUUACGUGUAAUACCCUGGAUAGUUUAUACUCUUUAUUUUGAAUGUUAUAGUUUGAUAUGUAUAUUAAAGUCUACAUUUUA